This is a messenger RNA of Hansenula ciferrii, 2574 nucleotides long. Its product is annotated as Ubiquitin ligase-binding protein. The transcript has a single exon. The record is from RefSeq and is a predicted model, not a curated record. Gene Ontology annotation, molecular function: ubiquitin-ubiquitin ligase activity. Bases 1 to 2574 code for a protein of 857 amino acids. Gene Ontology annotation, biological process: protein polyubiquitination; protein monoubiquitination. Lineage: Eukaryota; Fungi; Ascomycota; Saccharomycetes; Phaffomycetales; Wickerhamomycetaceae. Gene Ontology annotation, cellular component: ubiquitin ligase complex.
AUGUCAAAAAGAGAAAGCUGGAGAAAGCCACACAACAUUCCUAAUGAAGAGAAAACAGAUUCCGCAUCAACAAAUAUCACACAACUUGAUACCAACAAUGCUAUGACAAUUAAAGAUGACAAAAAUCUUAUACCGAAUAGUCGUGGUCUAAGUACAGCUUUGGGACUUAAAUCAACUGCUGCUGAUGACGAUGAAUAUUAUCAAGAAGAUUCACAAAUUGAUUAUACAAAUGCCUUUCUCAAAGAACAUAAACAUGCACAAGAAAUUUUAUCCAAGCUAAGGCCUGAUGGUUUAACUGAUUUCGAUAAGAUCCAGUUAGGAUUCUCAAAAUUAGAUUAUGAUGAUGGCAAAAUGGAUUGUUUAGCUAAGAAGCAAUUUGUUUUCGAUUUAUUACCAUCUUUUGAAAUGUUACAAUCAAUGCAAAAUCCAUGUUUGGGGAAUUAUAUUGAUAAUCCUGAUGAACAUGAUUUCCCACCUGAUUACUUUAGUCAAAAUAUUCAAAAAAUUUAUGGUGUUACUGGGAUUGAUGAUUUUGAGAAACUUACAUCGGGGAGCUCAAGUGAUAGACCACCAAUUAUGUUAUCACCAACUGUAACCAGAAGUCAAACUACAAUAUACUCUAACGGUAUAACAUCUCAAGAUUUGAGUGCUACACCAAGUUCCAAUGCAUCAUCAGAUAAUGCGGAGAACUUUGAGAAGAAUUUAUUUGAUAAAUCACAUUUAUUACCAAAUAUAGAUUCCUCAACAUUAGAUAUUUCAGUGCAUGUUACCAAGGAUGUUCCAAGGCCAAACCAACCUACAGAGCAAGAAUCAUUAUUGAAAGAGUACACUCCAGGUGAUGUUGUUCACGGAUAUGUCAUAAUUAACAAUUUAUCAACAAGACCUCAAAAAUUCCAAAUGUUUCAUGUUACAUUAGAAGGUUAUACCUUAGUGAUUGACCCGCAGACCAAGAAACUUAAUCAAAAGAGAUUUUUAGAUAUGGUUGAUAUUAGUGCCUCUUGGACAUUUGGUGCUGUUUCACCAUCUGCCAAUUUCAAUUAUGAACCAUAUUCACUAGAUCACGAAGGAUGUUUAUUAGGUUUACCAAAUGAUCGAAUUAUUCCACCAAAGACCAAAUAUAAGAAAUUUUUCGCUUUUAAAAUACCAUAUAGAUUACUUGAUAAUGUAUGUCAACAUGAGUUAGAAGUUCAUACUUUACUACCACCAAGUUUUGGAAUUGAUAGAGUUAAAAAUAAAGGCCAAAAUGCUGAUAUUGAUGUUGAUCCAAUGUUGAACUAUGGUCAUUCUGGUUUGAAAGGAUCGCCAGUGUUGACUCUAGAUCUUUCGGGUAAUAAUAGAGCUAUUUCUUAUGGUAUACAUGCCAGAUUUAUUAGUGUACAUCCUAAUAAACCCAAAAAAUUAUGCAUAUUGAAACAGCAUGAACAUAACUUAAGGUUUAUUCCUUUUGGUUUCACAACACCAUUAUUUUCAUCCAAAGCUUCAUUGAAAGAAUUAUACGAAAGAGUGCAAAAUGCUAUGGAGAUUUCAAAUCAUGUGUUAGAGAUGAAGUUGAAAAAUUCAGAAUUUUCACAAGAUGAUGAUGAUGAUUUUAUAAGGGAUUUGAAAAGUAGACAAUUAAGAUCUGUUUCUUCAGAUGCAACAACUUAUGAGAGCAGAGACACUAAAGGAAAUUUAACUUUUCCACUAAGGAAUAAAUCAUUUGGUAAUAGAGAUUUUUCUAAAGUUGAAAUUAUAACGAAAUAUAUGGAAGAUUCAUCGAGUAAUACAUCAGGUUUUUUGAAGAAUUUAAGAUUUGGAGCUCAAAGGAGCCAAACAAAUAACUCAAUAGGACAAGAGCUUGGAUCUAUCAAGAUAACAACAAGAAUCCCAAAAGAUGGUUUACCUUAUAUUUCACCAAGUUUGGUGAGGAAGACAAAUGAUCUUUCUAAUUUAAAUAUUCAGGGUAUUAGGAACAUUGACCAGUUAUCAUCUACACUCUCACCUGAGGAGAAAAAGAAGUUAAAGUCUUUGAAAUUUAAUCUUACUUUCACUCCUACAACUGCAUAUGGUCCCAUCAAAUUCCCAGAGUUGAAAUACAUUAGAGCAUCUUUGUUAGUCUUAAAUAUGUCAUCAACAUCACCAAUUCCAAUUAAUUUAUCAGCUGAUGUUUUCUCAAAGAAUGAAUCAUACAAGAUUAGAUCAAAAUUUAAAAAAUAUCAUGAACAAUAUCUUAAAUUAUUGCAACAAUUUGAAUCACAUAACUUGGAUCUUGCUCGUCAUAUAGACAAGCAUUUACAUCGUGAUAUUAAAGCAAUGAAAGAUCUUCAAGUUGAAGCCAGUACAGUUGAUAAUGCUUUUGAUUAUUCAAUCCAAUCACAAACAGAUUGGACCAUGUCAGAAUCUACCAAUGAAUGGAAUAAACAAGUUGAGUUGAAAUUAAAGCUUCAAGACGCAAUACCUGAAACUCUGGUACCUAAUUUCCAAACAUGUUUAUUAUCAAGAGUUUAUUCAAUACAAUUGAAUUUCAAGUUUAAAAAUGGACAAAAAUGUGAGAUGGUUGUCCCUAUUCGUAUUAGAUGCUUUGCUGAUAUAUAG